CAGGUUGGGCAGAAGGGUCAAGAAACGCCGCUGUUUGGGAGAUGGCUGGAAGAAGAGCCGCGCUCAACUUCAACCUGGCUUAGAGUUAACUGCAUGCACGAGCUGAGUAGCCGGCAGCGACGUCUGGAAGGCUCCGCUGCUACAUCUACCCCAACAGUGAGUGACUUUCCCUUGGAGCUCCCCCGAAGUCUGUGUCUGGUUCCCCGUCUUUGGAUCGGGUCUGGGCGUCCGGCUGCUUGCGCUGUCUUCUCUCUCUCGCUCCCGACAAGAUCAGCUGUGAUCUUCUUCGCGCUGCCACCCGCUCCGUACCUUUUCUUCCCCAAGUCCCUGCCAAAGAUCUCGCAGCAAAGGUGGACUUGCCAGCUGGCCGGCCGAAAGGAGUCUUUCCUUUGAUUGGGGACUUCUGGAAAGAGAGACUUUUUGGGGGAGAGGGGAGGUGUCUCGCAGUAGCAGCUUGUUAGGUGGAGCUGAGAAGACCCAAACAUUUCCCCCUCUGCCAUGGGAUGGAUGCCCUGUGUGAAUACAGCUACUGCUCGCUUGCAGCUAGCAUGAAGGAAGCAGAAGCCGGAGAACUCAGCGCUUUCCCCAGCCGGCUAGAAGAGAGGCUGUUAAGCAAUGGCACCAACGAGUCCCUGCAGGAGUUCUGGAGGAGCUUCCUCAACCUAGAGAGAGCAGAUGGAUUGCAGGGAGGCAGUUCUAUCCUCCUACGGAUCUUCAUCUCCAUCAUCUACUCUGUGGUGUGCGCCCUCGGUCUAGUUGGCAACGUGCUGGUGCUCUACCUGAUGAAAAGCAAAUGGAAAAAGUCUUCCAUCAAUCUCUUCGUGACCUGUUUGGCGGUGACCGAUUUCCAAUUUGUCCUGACUUUGCCUUUCUGGGCAGUGGAGAAUGCUCUGGAUUUCACCUGGCUCUUUGGCAAAGUCAUGUGCAAGAUGCUUUCCUAUGUGACAGCCAUGAACAUGUACGCCAGUGUCUUCUUCCUCACUGCCAUGAGCAUUGCCCGCUACCAUGCGGUGGCCUCUGCCCUGAAAAGCAGGAGACAAGGAGGGCUCUUGGAUGGCUGCUCUUCAGCUAAAUGGUUGUGUGCCCUCAUAUGGAUCCUAGCCAUUCUAGCUUCUCUGCCCAAUGGCAUCUUCUCCACCACCUCCACUAUCUUCGGUGAGGAACUCUGUCUGGUCAAGAUACCUGAUAGCCAAGGCAACAAUACUCCAUUCUGGUUGGGUCUCUACCAUGCCCAGAAGGUCCUACUGGGCUUUCUAUUGCCUUUGACCAUCAUCACCCUUUGCUACCUUUUGCUGGUGCGCUUCAUCAGUGACAGACAUGUGGGUGCCGGUUCCUGUGGGCCAAGCACUAAGCGCCGAUCCAAGGUGACCAAAUCAGUGACCAUUGUGGUACUGUCCUUCUUCCUUUGCUGGCUGCCCAACCAGGCACUCACCACCUGGGGUGUCCUCAUCAAGCUGAACCUUCUGCACUUCAGCCAUGCCUACUUUCUCUCUCAGGCAUACCUCUUCCCCAUCACCGUCUGCCUGGCACAUUCCAACAGCUGCCUCAACCCCAUCUUCUACUGCCUCAUGCGCAGGGAAUUCCGUAAAGCCCUCAAGAAGCUGUUGUGGAGGAUUGCUUCACCCUCCACCACCACCAUGCGCCCAUUCACUGCUACCACCAAGCCAGAGCAGGAAGAGCAGGCACUGAAGAACCUAAUGACCAUUCAACCCGCAAGCAGUUCUGCUCCUCCUCCUCCUUCUGCUAGAGCAGGAGAUGUUCCUGAUGCCGUCUGCUAUCCUCCUGGGGUGGUGAUGUACAGUAGCUGCUCCAAUAUCUUUCCUUCCAUCACCUCCACUGAGAUGCGCUGUUGAGUCUGAGGGACUGGCACCGAGGAAGAAAGAAAUCGCUUGCUGUCCCCUGAAUCAGUCAAUGUGGUUUCCUGUGUUGGAGCAUUCCUGGAACUGCCUAGUUGUGGGACGGGGGUGGGGAGUAGGUCCAUGUCUGAAGAGCCAUGCUUUUUGGGUAGUUGGGUGUUUAUCAGCAUGGAAGAAAAUGAGGACAGUGCAUUCUAGCACUUAGGGAAGCAAUGUGGGAGUGCGGGGAAAUUUAUGGGAUGGCUUCACUUGUAAUGUCAACUGCUGCACCUUAAUAACAGUAAAAGUGGGGAAAGUGCAGACAAGAGUGACCCGAAUGAUCAAAGCCUGAAGUAACUUCAACAAGAGGAAAUUGUUUGCAAUUCUUUAUAUUUGGGGGAGAGGAUGUGGAAUUAGGCAUGGAACGGAAGAAAUGGGCAAGGAGAAAGUCAGGAUUCUAGACAACGACAAAGGAUGAUGGGAGAGUCAGGCUGGAUAAAAUAAGUAUCUAGAUAGUGACAUUGACACCGUGAUGGCCAUGACCUUCAACAAUUUUAUUUGUGAAGGGUAAAGCUAGGCAUAAUGAGUCCACAGUACCUUCAGAAGUAAUGUUUCUGAAUACAACAAGGUGCGAGGAAAUAAUAGCGAGGAAAGCCCUUGCUGUCAUAUUCUGCAUAUUCCAUAAGCAUCUGGCUUGCCGUUCGAAUAACUGAAGAGUAACUGAAUCAACAUUAAAUUGAUUCAGAUUAGAUGAGCUUUUGAUCCGAUCCAGCAAGCAGACUGUUUUUAUGGGCUUAUGAAUACAGUAAUGGGGUGUGAAAUUGAGUGUUUUAAGGAAGUUGGGUUUUUUUAGAUUAGUCCAGAUAAAAUAAUAUUUGCAUCUCCAAUUAUCCUGGUCAUUGGAAUUAAGAAAAACCUCUCCACCUGACUCUGUUUCCCUUCCUCGUAAGAAAAGUGAAAGGCUAAGUUGAAUGGUCUGGAAAUUCAUUCACCCCAGUUAGAGGGGAUAAUUCAUAAAUGGGGGGGUAUAUUUAUUGUUGAUCCUCAUUAAAACAAUUCCAUCUUCAUAGGAUGGAACACAGGAUUUUAAGAUGAACUAUAUUCGGAUUUCAUGUAUUAGGACUAAGCUCUUUUUAGUUUCUUCGAAGUAUAGAAGAAGAGAAGGAGGAAUGGAGGAGUGAGAGAACAAAAGAGGGAAAAAGCAGCUCUGCUAAAUUGUUCCGCUCUUGAAUCUAAGAUUGAAAACAGGAGAAAUUGUCCUUGUAACUUCAGGAUGUUAUUGCUCUGCCACUGGACUGCCUGUCCAUCGUUUACUUCGAAAUGAUUUCAUUUGUAAAACUGUGGGGGAAACAGACUGGACUUCAAAAGAUUGAUAAAAGUCAAAGGCGGAUUGUGAAAGAGGCUUUGAAGAAAAACCCCAAGAACUGGCAUUAACAAACUGUACCUGGCAAGCAUGGAUUUAAGACUGUCAAAGAUCCUCAUGGUAGUUCAGGCUGAUGUCUAUUCUGUUUAGGUAGAUGACACCCAGUGGUGGGUUGCUACCGGUUUGCCCCAGAUCAGGCGAACCUGUAGCGGCAGCUGUGGGAGGCUCCGCCCACCCGCCCAGACGCGUCUGUAAGCGUCCACGAGCAAAUCGGUAGUGACGGGAUUUGCAACUCACUACUGAUGACACCUAAUUAGAAAUAUGGAAGUGCUAUAUAGUUGCUAUGAUUCUGAGUGUUGGCAGACCUAUCUGGAUAUGAGUUAAAGACAUUCAAAAUAUGCCCUUCGCCAUACUUUAGCUAGAAAGAUGUUCCUCCCUAGCUCCAAUUCCAGAUAAUGAUCUUUUAAACUCCAUUCCCCAUUUAACAACAACAUGGUGGUGAUAUCAAUUGCCCUUGCAGCUGGCAAUAUUUGUACCUUUGAGCAAAUACCUCCUGUAAAUUGAAGGACUGGCCUGAUGAUUAAGGAUGGGAUGUAACUGAUUGAAGAAAGAAGGAGGCAUAACAGUAUAUUUUCUGUAUCAAGGCUGUCUCAUUACAUGUGAACUAUUAAAUCUCUGUAUCCAUAUCAA
Pantherophis guttatus is the source of this 3888-nucleotide messenger RNA. RefSeq names its product relaxin family peptide receptor 3 (gene RXFP3). Gene Ontology annotation, molecular function: C-C chemokine receptor activity; C-C chemokine binding. Gene Ontology annotation, cellular component: external side of plasma membrane; membrane. Gene Ontology annotation, biological process: G protein-coupled receptor signaling pathway; calcium-mediated signaling; positive regulation of cytosolic calcium ion concentration. The record is from RefSeq and is a predicted model, not a curated record. NCBI's taxonomy places the organism in Eukaryota, Metazoa, Chordata, Lepidosauria, Squamata, Colubridae.